ACAAGUCCCUGCGACAAGACAGGAAAAAUACAAUCGCUACCAACCAAAGUGCCAUUUGACUUAAUAUUGAAAGCGUCCCUAUAAAAUGUAUUAAUAUAACCGAUACAACAACUAGAACAACAGACCACAAUUGCAUCCACCUAACAACCAUCGCAUGUAAUGUACUGCUGUAUUGUAACGGAGACUAGUGCUGCUAAUAACCACCUCUUGUCUCUGGAAGACCCGACUUGUACUCUAUCAUCUGCUACCAAGAAAGGCCCAACCCUUCAUCUCACUCACCACUCUAUGAUAGGCUGCGGAUACCUUCACUGAAUGGCGCUUCCUGGCGGACCGGUGUGCUGUGCGGAGAAGGGACCGGAAGUAGAAUUGAGAACUUUCAACAAGACUGCAGUCUCUGUUUAAUAUCGUAUAGGUUGUGUCUAUGGUCCUCUCCACGAAGCAGGUUUAGCUAGUUCAAGUUCGGAACAUGGGACCCUCUGAGUUACCAUAACUGAACUGCUUCAGGCCAUCAUUAAAUUGGAUCAGAGCAGUACCCGUGUACCCACGCAGGCUCGCUCCGCUUGCCACAGUGUCUACAAAGAUGUCUUCAGAUUCUAAGAAGAGGAAACCAAAAGUGAUCCGGAGUGAGGAAGGAAAGAGAAGCCGUCAUGAAGAGCAGGAGGGUAGAUAUUACAGUGAGGAAGCUGAAGUGGAUUUACGAGAUCCAAAGAAGGAUUACGACCUCUACAAGGAAACCUGUGAAGAUCUGCAGAAACUUAUGGCUGAAAUCCAGGAUCUUAAAAGCAAGGGCAGCAAAGAUGCAGCUGCAGAGAUUGAAGAAAAAAAAAUCCAGAGUUGUGUGCACUUUAUGACCCUAAAGAAACUUAAUCGCCUGGCUCACAUUCGCCUAAAGAAGGCUCGAGACCAAACCCAUGAGGCCAAACAGAAGGUGGAUGCAUAUCAUCUGCAGCUGCAGAACUUGCUAUAUGAAGUCAUGCAUCUUCAGAAGGAGAUCACAAAGUGUCUGGAAUUCAAGUCAAAACAUGAGGAAAUUAAUCUGGUGAGUGUGGAAGAAUUUUACAGAGAAGCUCCUCCAGAGAUCAGCAAGGCAGACAUUACUUCCAGUGACCCCCACCAGCAAACACUAGCACGUCUGGACUGGGAGCUUGAACAGAGGAAAAGGUUAGCAGAGAAGUACAAGGAGAGCUUGGCCAGUAAGGAGAAGAUUCUGAAGGAGAUAGAAGUCAAGAAGGAAUAUUUGAGCAGUCUGCAGCCACAGCUCCACAGCAUUAUGCAGGCCUCAUUGCCAGUACAGGAAUACCUGUCCAUGCCCUUUGACUGCAUGCAUAAACAGUAUGAGAUAGCACGCCAUCUCCCUGCACCACUGUACGUGCUGUUUGUGCAGGCCAGCGCCUACAGCCAGGCAUGUGCCCAUAUGAAGAGUUACUCCCAGUCCUAUAGGCAGGACAAGAAGCUUGUGGUCACCAUUGAAGGAAGUGUAGAAGAGGCAAAAGCUUUAUUUAAACCUCCUGAAGAUUCCCAAGAUGAUGAAAGUGAUUCAGAUGCAGAGGAGGAGCAAACAACGAAGCGGCGACGCCCAACACUUGGGGUUCAACUGGACGAUAAGAGGAAGGAAAUGUUAAAGAGGCAUCCAAUGUGUGUUUCCCUUAUAAUUAAGUGCAAAGAUUGCAGCUCUCUAUAUUUGACUUUCUACUUCCUUAUGAACCUCAACAUACUCACUGUAAAGGCAAAGGUCACACCAGCAUCUGAAUUGGUAAAUGCCAUCAGUGCGGGCGAUCUGCUGAACCCUGAUUCAGUUCUCCGGUGCCUCUACACUGGAGAUGAUGGCAAGAGAACCCCAAAUCCAGCCAAUCGAUACCAGUUUGAUAAAGUGGGAAUCUUGGACCUGAGUGACUAUAUAUCAGAUGUCGGACACCCUUACCUAUGGGUACAGGCAAUGGGUGGACUGCAUUUCCCAACAGACCAACCGCAGCUUGCUGUCAUAGCAGACAACGCUCUCAGUGCCAGUCACAUGGAGAAGACCAUUAAGUUGCUGCGGUCCCGGCUACUGUCUCGGCUGUCUUUGCACAAACAAUUUGCAUCUCUGGAACAUGGCAUCAUUCCGAUUUCUGGAGAUUGUCAAAAUCUAGUCCCUGCCAAGGUGGUAUCACGGUUGAGUAGGUGGAGCAUGAUGACAUAUGAGGAUUAUCUGGUGCUGCCUUAUACAAAGAAUGUUGUGGAGGGUGGACUAGCUCAGGAAACUGAUCAUUAUUACUCCCUGAUGAUCGAGAGAGGAACAGCCAAGCUUCAUGGAGCAGUGGUACUUAAUCCAGGAUAUUGCUCAGUUCCACCAUUGUUCAGUCUUUGCCUCAAUUGGAAAGGCAAUCGCAGCUCCAGAAAUGAUGAAAACAUCCGGGUUAUGGAGAGUGAGAUUAAUGUCUACUACAAGGAGCUCUCUGGGCUUUCUCCAGGGUUUCAGAUGCUGACAAAUCAAAUUCAGAGAUUGUGCAUGCUGCUGGAUGUCUAUUUGGAAACUGAAUGCCAUGACAACAGUGUUGAGGGACCGCAUGAAUUUCCUCCAGAGAAGAUAUGUCUGCGAUUAGUCAGGGGACCAAGCCGUAUGAAGCCUUUCAAGUAUAAUUAUCCACAAGGAUUCUUCAGCCACCGCUGAUAUCUUGAUUUUCCCCAAAUUGUUUCCUUUAUGCUUUUGUAGUCUCUUUCCACCAAACACCAUGUUACCUUUACCCUACUGUGUCAUAGAUUGAAAUAAAAUAUUUCCCAACUGUGA
Messenger RNA from Pseudophryne corroboree (corroboree frog), 2767 nucleotides. It is a transcript of the gene THOC5, whose product is annotated as THO complex subunit 5. Gene Ontology annotation, biological process: positive regulation of DNA-templated transcription, elongation; mRNA export from nucleus. The transcript is spliced from 22 exons. Lineage: Eukaryota; Metazoa; Chordata; Amphibia; Anura; Myobatrachidae. Gene Ontology annotation, molecular function: mRNA binding. The record is from RefSeq and is a predicted model, not a curated record. The coding region runs from base 581 to 2650 and encodes 689 amino acids. Gene Ontology annotation, cellular component: THO complex part of transcription export complex.